UUUAUGUAAACCUGGCCGUCGUUCCAGACGUGCCCUCUGCCACAGUGAAUACUCUCUUUUCUCGCUUCUGAGCUCCCACCAGAAACAAGAAGAAGAAGAAGAUGAAAAAGAAAGCUACGCAGUUUCAACUAAACCCCAACUGGGCUCAAUUCCAAGAAGCGCUCAAGAGCCAGCCAAAGCCUUCCAGACCCUUCAACAACUCUGACUCUAAAACCCCAAAAACCAUCUUAGGGAAACGGAAAGAGAGAGUGGAUGAUUCUCCGUCUCUUUUGAAUGUUCUAGAACCUGUUAAUGAUGAUUGCAGUGUGACAGAUGAAAUAGCCAUGGAUUGUGAAAUGGUCGGUGUCGGUCUAGGAAAUAAAAGUGCCCUUGGACGAGUUACACUGAUAAAUAAAUGGGGGAACGUUAUAUAUGACGAGUUUGUUCGCCCAGUAGAACGUGUUGUUGAUUUCCGAACUCAAAUAAGUGGCAUUCGUUCCUGGGACUUGCGAAAAGCAAAGGAUUUUCGGAUAGUUCAGAAAAGAGUGGCAGAGCUGAUUAAAGGACGAAUUCUUGUGGGUCAUGCAUUACGCAAUGAUCUGAAGGUGUUACUUCUGAGUCACCCCAAGGAAGACUUGAGAGAUACUUCAGUAUAUCAACCCUUUAAGAGGGACGAAGGAUCUGUAAGGGCGCUCCGGCAUCUUGCAGCUGAGUUUCUUGGUGUUGAAAUCCAAAAUGGGGAGCACUGCCCUGUAGAAGAUGCCCGUGCUGCGAUGCUGCUUUAUCAGAAAAACAGACAAGUAUGGGAAAAGAACGUUAAACUUCAACUUAGGCUUAAAGAGAAGCAGAAGAAACGCGGCAAGGGGAAAAAGAAGCGGAAGGAGGGGGAUGAUGUGAAAACUGAUCAUGCCGAGCAUUAACAGAAAGUGGUCAUAGAUAUGAAGCUCAAUUCCCAUUACCAGACAGUACUACACAAUGUCCUAGUUUAUUGUUAUUCUUUUAAUUGCUCAAAAUGUUUCUUCUUUUUCUCCAUGUAUUUUGUCUGUUGUCCGUUGAACUGUUAGGACAAAUCUUUGUAUCAAACAAGACAGAGAAUUGUAAGGUGACUGCUGGUGUGUACCAAUACAAAAUUUUGUCCCUCUAA
This is a messenger RNA of Rosa chinensis, 1123 nucleotides long. Its product is annotated as RNA exonuclease 4. The record is from RefSeq and is a predicted model, not a curated record. Gene Ontology annotation, biological process: rRNA processing. Gene Ontology annotation, cellular component: nucleus. Bases 102 to 899 code for a protein of 265 amino acids. The transcript has 8 exons. Lineage: Eukaryota; Viridiplantae; Streptophyta; Magnoliopsida; Rosales; Rosaceae. Gene Ontology annotation, molecular function: 3'-5' exonuclease activity; nucleic acid binding.